Sparassis crispa is the source of this 1431-nucleotide messenger RNA. RefSeq names its product DAO-domain-containing protein. Bases 1 to 1431 code for a protein of 476 amino acids. Gene Ontology annotation, molecular function: oxidoreductase activity. Lineage: Eukaryota; Fungi; Basidiomycota; Agaricomycetes; Polyporales; Sparassidaceae. The record is from RefSeq and is a predicted model, not a curated record. Gene Ontology annotation, cellular component: cytoplasm. The transcript is spliced from 6 exons.
AUGACAUCUGAGCCUCCUAGCACUGGCCCUGAUACGCCAGCCUCCACGGAAUGGCCACUGCCGGAGGGUUCGUCCCUCUCACUCUGGCUGCAGUGCGUUCGAGCAAACCCGCUCCUCGACUACCGUUCCGUCGAAACGCUCCCGACCGAGGCCGAUGUUGUCAUCAUCGGUUCGGGGAUCAGUGGCGCGCUGGUGGCGUUCGAGCUCCUCAAGAGCGCCAAUCCGCCGAGUAGCAUUAUGAUGCUCGAGGCGCGUGAGCUGUGUUCCGGCGCCACGGGAAGGAACGCGGGGCAUUGCAAGCCCGACCAGUGGCGUGGCUUCCGCAAGUACAAGUCUGUGUUCGGUGAGCAGCAGGCCCUUAAGAUUCUCGCGAACGAGCAGGAGACUUGGGAGCGCCUCGUUGCAUUCAUCCGCGAGGAAAAGGUUGACUGCGAUCUGUGGGUCGGGGACACCCUCGACGUGGCUGUUACAACUGAGGUCGCUGAGGACAUGGCCAGCGUCUGGGAGUCGUAUAAGGCUGCUGGAGGGAAAGUCGACCACGUGAAAUAUGUCGCAGACAAGGAAGAGGCGGUCAAAAUAUCGCGCCUGAAGUCAGCUGUCUCACUUUGGGCAUGGAACGCAUCGACACUAUAUCCUUGGAAACUGGUUGCGUAUGUGAUCCAGAAGACCCUCGAUCUGGGCUUGCAUCUCCAGACGUGGACGCCUGCCACUUCGGUGACGGCAUCGAGGAAGUCAGGGCAAUGGGAGGUCAAGACAGAGCGUGGCACGAUCACGACGCCGAUGGUCGUACACGCAACCAACGCAUAUGCAUCCGCGCUGCUACCCGAGUUUAAAGGCAUCAUCAGGCCCACCCCACACAUGUGCGACAAAGUAGUUCCCCCGCGUUCCUUCUCCGGCUCGCAUGCGCUGCAGAAUUCGUACGGCGUCCUUUGCUCUGGCGGCUCACUAUAUUCGAUCAACCCGCGCACGACGUCCGACGGGAUUGUGCUCUUCGGUGGCAGUAACCCGAACCAGGGCGAGCUGUUCAAGUACGUCGAUGAGGAUCCCGAGCGCCGCAGCACGGACGACUCCCUCUCGAACUUCGCACCCGUCACACAGGCUGUGAUCGAGCUGACCCAGAAGGACUUCAUCGGCUGGGGAACGAAGACUGCGCCUGGCCAAGGGUAUGAGUACAGCUGGAGCGGUAUCAUUGGCAGAAGUGCUGACGGCGUACCGUACGUUGGUGCAGUUCCCGGAAAGCCCGGGCAGUGGAUAAUCGGCGGACACAACGGCCACGGAAUGGCGCGCAUAUUCACAGCGGCCCCGGGCCUUGUGAAGCUCAUACAGGGUGGCAUCUGGAGUGACACUGGGCUGCCCGAGUGCUUCGAGGUCACGGCAGAGCGCCUCGCUCGGCUCCACGCGCAGUCGAACUUCAACAUCCCAUUCGUAUAG